AUGAAGCCGACGUCGUCGAGGCUUCUAACCUCCAGCUUCUUCAAUCUCUACUCGACUCAAUCCCUCACACAGUAUCCUUCAAAGGAAAAUGGUCUCUCAUUGGAACGAAGCUUUCCGAUCUCAAAUCCAAACUUUCCGACCUCUCCGACUUUCCCUCCAACCCUCUCUCCGUCGAUAUCCUCCGUUCCCUCGCCCAAACACUCUCUCAAGCUCUUUCCUUGUCACUCAUUUGUCACAGCGCCAAUCCUCCCCGGCGGGAAGCUGAAGACACAAAACGAUGUUGAUUCGAUCUCAGCGAAAGUUGAUAGCCACAUCAAGGAUUGCGAGGUGUUAAUAACAAGCGGUGUUCUCCACGACGGCGUUGUUUCCACCAGCUCAGCAUCGGGUCGACUGAGUCGAGAAACUCGGCUCUCGACUCGCUCCUUGGGGUUACUUCAAGAAGAUGAUAAAAACGUGUUGAUCGCUGUUGCUCAGGGAGUGGUUCCCGUGCUCGUACGUCUACUGGAUUCCAGCUCAACAUCGGAAAUCAAGGAAAAAACGGUAACAGCCAUUGCUAGGGUUUCAACAGUUGAUUCGAGCAAACACGUAUUAAUCGCCGAAGGACUUUUGUUGCUCCAUCAUCUUCUACGAGUUCUCGAAUCAGGUAGCGGAUUCGCUAAAGAAAAAGCUUGUAUCGCGCUUAAUGCUUUAUCCACUACCAAAGAAAAUGCAAGGGCAAUUGGGUCUCGAGGUGGGAUUUCAUCGUUACUCGAGAUUUGCCUGGCUGGAACUCCAAGCUCACAAGCCAUCGCCGCCGGAGUACUCCGGAACUUAGCUAAUUUCGCUGAUACCAGAGAGAAUUUCUUCGAAGAAGAUGCAACUCCUGUACUUCUAACACUUGCUAGUUCCGGAACUGUUCUAGCUCGAGAAUAUUCAAUUUCGUGUUUGAGUAAUCUGGUUAGGGACGAUGACAAUCUGAAACUAGUAAUUGUUCGAAAAGGCGCCAUGGAUAGUUUACGAACAUUCUGGGAUUCCGCCCCUUCUGUUCGGAGCUUAGAGGUGGCAGUCGAAUUCUUAAAAAACCUAGCCUCCGACGAACGCUUAGUGGACUACAUUAUUACAGACGAUUUUCUACAGAGAAUCAUCGACGUAUUAAGCUGUGGUGUAUUAGGUGUACGAAUUCAAUCCGCUAAAGCAAUUUUCCGGCUAGCAUGUAACACCAAAUCCAGAAAAGAAUUAGGCGAACAAGGUUGCAUUCCGCCAUUGAUAGCAAUGUUGGACGGGAAAGCAAUUGAAGAAAAACAAGCAGCUUCAAAGGCAUUAUCAUCAAUCUUGAUUUACACAGGAAACCGAAGAAUUUACAAAAAGGAACAAAGAGGAAUCGUUAGUGCAGUUUCACUGUUGGAUCCUUCCAUUCCGAAUCUAGACAAGAAAUACCCUGUUUCCAUUCUAAUGUCUUUAACCCAUUCGAAGAAAUGCCGCAUACAGAUGGUGAAUUCAGGAGACCAUAGGUCGUGGAAAGCUAUGGGGUGUUUUCUCAAGGCCUUAAAAGAUCAUAAUCCUUCUCAAAAAUCUGCUUUUAUGGGACAAUAUUUGCUGACAAAGACUGCUUAACUGAUGUGGGAAUUGUUGGUCAUAAUUGAUCUCUCAAAUAUAUUAUUCUACGAAGUCUAUAUAUUUAUAUAUAAAUAAAUAAAUAAAG
Molecule: messenger RNA, 1681 nt
Organism: Lactuca saligna
Lineage: Eukaryota; Viridiplantae; Streptophyta; Magnoliopsida; Asterales; Asteraceae
Source: the annotation of a GenBank genome assembly